AUGUUUCGUAAGUGCGGUUUUGUCAGGCAUCUUUGUGGUGCUGUGAAUGCGUCCACGGAAGCUGCUGUGGUAGCAAAUACGUCAACUCGAUUGCAGCAGUUCAGAACAAGAUUACAAAAGGACAAACAAGAUGGAAUACUCAUUGAUAUAUUUGGACGCAAACACACAUAUCUCAGAAUAUCAGUUACUGAGCGUUGCAACCUUCGUUGCACAUAUUGCAUGCCAGCAGAAGGUGUCAAGCUCACAAAGAAAGAUGGUAUCUUGCAGACAGAUGAAAUAAUACAGAUAGCUGAUCUAUUUGUCAAGGAAGGAGUACGUAAGAUACGUCUAACUGGUGGUGAACCUACAGUCCGUAAGGAUAUCGUGGACAUUGUUGCACAACUCAGGCAGUUGAGGAACUUGGAGCAGAUUGCAAUCACUACAAAUGGAUUGACCUUGACUCGUCAGUUGCCAGCUCUUCAAAGAGCAGGAUUAGAUGCAUUGAAUAUAUCCUUGGAUACUCUUCAGGAGAAGCGCUUUGAAAUGUUCACACGCAGGCAGGGCUGGUCAAGAGUUAUGGCUGGCAUAGAUCUUGCAGUUCAGCUUGGCUACAAUCCUGUAAAGGUCAACUGUGUCAUAAUGAGAGGGAAGAAUGAUGAUGAAAUAAUUGAUUUCAUCGAUUUCACGAGGGAUCGCCCUAUCGAUGUACGCUUUAUAGAAUAUAUGCCAUUCCAAGGGAACGAGUGGAAGGAAAAUAAGAUGGUGCCGUUCGACGAGAUGAAAAAAAUAAUCCGAGAUAAAUAUCCGGAUUUCCAGGCUUUACCGAAUCAGCCUAACGACACGUCCAAGGCUUACCAGGUGCCAGGAUUCGUAGGACAAGUUGGAUUUAUCACGUCCAUGAGCCAACAUUUCUGCGAUUCGUGCAACCGCUUGAGAAUAACAGCGGAUGGGAAUUUGAAGGUGUGUUUGUUCGAGGGAAAAGGCGAGGUCUCGCUUAGAGACGCUUUGCGAAGCGGCGCGUCAACAGAUGCACUUAAAAAUCUGAUAAGAGGAGCGGUGUCGCGAAAGAAAAAGCAACAUGCAGGCAUGAUCAAUCUUACUCAGAUGGAAAAUAGGCCGAUGAUCUUGAUCGGGGGUUAAAUUGGUAAUCGUUGCGAUAAUUAGUCGACUGUGUCAAAGUGUUCGGCUUUGUCGAGACGCGCACAGACGUGUUCUAAAUUCCGAGAGUUUUGUGUUUAUGACCCUCUCAGUGUAAAGACAAAAAGAGAAAGAGAACACAACGACCGCACGGAAGCAACUUUAUAUAAAACUAAAGUUAACUAACGUAAUGUUUGCAUUGCAGUGAG
Molecule: messenger RNA, 1325 nt
Organism: Harpegnathos saltator (Jerdon's jumping ant)
Lineage: Eukaryota; Metazoa; Arthropoda; Insecta; Hymenoptera; Formicidae
Gene: Mocs1
Product: Molybdenum cofactor synthesis 1
Exons: 7
Coding region: 1-1119 (372 amino acids)
Biological process (GO): Mo-molybdopterin cofactor biosynthetic process
Molecular function (GO): GTP 3',8'-cyclase activity; metal ion binding; 4 iron, 4 sulfur cluster binding
Source: RefSeq, a predicted model, not a curated record